AUGGAAACUGCUCGUGAGGGUUUAGAUAACUCUAGUGCCCAACCUCACUUACAAGAAAGGGUUGGAGAACGUUUUUCUAAUUCGAAUUUUCCUCGUACUAGUGGAUCUGAAGUGGAAAAUAACCAGGGUGCAAGAGCUGGGCCACAUCCUCAAAUGAGUCAUAGUACUCCUGCUGUUGAUCCUCGUUUUCAACAAAUGGCUGAUUUCUUUCGUCACAUGGCUAGAAGAAUGUCCGACCCUAAUGAAAUGAACUUUAAGAAAAUGAGAAAAAUGGGCGGAGUUGAGUUUGAAGGUACUGUUGAUCCUACGAAUGUCGAGCAGUGGUUGGAGUGCAUAGAAAGAGUAUUUGAGCAAUUAGAGUGUUUAGAAGCUGCCAAAUUUAAGUAUGUUGUCUCACUGUUACAAAAAAAUGCUUAUGACUGGUGGGUAAGUGUACCAAAUGCCAAGGAAAAACCUUCUGUUCUUACUUGGAAUGAUUUUGUGAAAGAAUUUCAUAUGAAGCUUUCUCGUUAUGCUAGUGGUAUUAUCAAUAAUGAAAAAGAUAAGUGUAGGCUAUUCGAAGACGGUUUGAAUGAUUCCAUCAGAAAAUCUGUGUCGGAAAGAAUCGAGAAGGAACAAGCUAGUAGAAUUGAAAACAAGUUCAGAAAAACUGAUGCAGAUUCACGAGGUCUAUUUAAAAGGGGAAGGUUUGACAACUCCAAAGCUGGUAGUGUUCACAGGAGAGCUUCUGGUACUUGUUUUGAAUGUGAGAGCUUCGAUCAAAAAGUGAAAGAUUGUCCUAAUCCUAACCCUACUUUUUCUCCACGUACGGAAGGUUCAUUUCAGAAACCUAUUACCACUCUUUCUCAACGGAAUAGAGGUGCAAGAUCUAGAAACACACAAGUAAUAAGUGUAGAUGGAGACAAUCAAGCUAGUGAGUCAAGAGCUACAGCACGAGCUUAUGCUAUGAGACAAAGGGAUGAUCAAGAUGGGGCGGACGUGGUUGUUGGUAAAUUUCACUUAUUUGGCUUAUGUGUUGUUAAAUUAUUCGAUCCUGGUUCUACAAAUUCCUAUGUUUGCUCAUCAUUGGUUUUUCCUAAAAAUGUGAAAUCUGUGGGACUUGAUUGUGGUGUGCUUGUCCAAAGUCCUUUGGGUCAACAGGUUGCUUGUAAUCAAAUCUAUCGAGGUUGUCCCUUGGUGAUUCAAAAUCUAGUCUUCCCUGCUGAUUUGAUUGAAAUGCCUUUCCAAGACUAUGAUGUCAUCAUCGAUAUGGAUUAG
This is a messenger RNA of Lycium barbarum (goji berry), 1257 nucleotides long. RefSeq lists its product as uncharacterized. The record is from RefSeq and is a predicted model, not a curated record. Bases 1 to 1257 code for a protein of 418 amino acids. The transcript is spliced from 4 exons. Lineage: Eukaryota; Viridiplantae; Streptophyta; Magnoliopsida; Solanales; Solanaceae.